AUGGCCGGAAGAAACGCAAUAAAUAAGCCCAAGAUCAAGCUACUUGCCAACAGCCACUCAAAGACGCUCGGAAGAAGAAGAGCAGCAGCACGGGCCAACGCGGUGCAGACAAGAUCAUCGUCUUCGAGGUAUGCCGACCGAGCAACGACAGCUCCGCGUCCAACGGACUCGAAAGCGGUGGCGCUCUUCACAGGCGAAACGCCGCGGCCGAGAACCAAGAUGACCACCUCGUCGCUAAGCAAAAAAAGAGCAAAGAAAAUAGCUAGAAACCAGAGAUAUUUGACGAAACAGCAAGAAGAGGAUAUACUCAUGCAAGUUGAUCUGGAGGUGAACCAGAACAAAUUUGAAGCUGCCAAAAAGGCGUUGUGGGGGUUGGUUGAGGAGUUUGAUGCAAAUGGCCCUCGUGUCGUGCCUGACCCUGAAGCCGAGGGAACAACCUUGGGAGUCCAAGCAUUCUAA
Lodderomyces beijingensis is the source of this 459-nucleotide messenger RNA. Lineage: Eukaryota; Fungi; Ascomycota; Pichiomycetes; Serinales; Debaryomycetaceae. The record is from the annotation of a GenBank genome assembly.